UGCCAUUGAGAGAUACAAACAGGCUAUCCAAGCUGACAGCAAGUAAUCUGUCAGCGGAGAAAGAGAAUCUGUGCUUUGUCGCAGCGGAUCGGAAUUGUUUGUGUUAUGAGAAGAGGAACCUGGCUGUGUUAGGACUGUGGUAAGAUUGAGCACCAUGGCUGCAGCCCCUCCACUGAGACGGACAGAUUCAGCUCGGGGGGAGUUUUCCCCUCUGAAACACUUCGUCGUAGCCAAGAAGAAGAUAAGCGAUGUGUUUGAACAGCUACUGAGUUAUGUGAAAGAGACUUCAGAGUUUGUAGAAGAAACCUGUGGGAAUAAAGCUUUGGAGAACAUUGCGAGUCAGGAUCAAAAGUUGGAGAUUCAGGCGUAUGCUGACAAACUUGAUGUCAUUAAAGAGGUGCUGGCCCGCAGACACAUGAAAGUGGCAUUUUUUGGCAGGACCAGUAAUGGUAAAAGCACAGUGAUCAACGCCAUGCUGAGGGACCGCGUGCUGCCCAGCGGUAUCGGCCACACUACUAACUGCUUCCUGAGUGUGGAGGGCACAGAUGAUGACAAGGCUUACCUCAAGACAGAGGGCUCUGAUGAGGAGAAGAGCAUCAAGACUGUAAACCAGCUGGCUCAUGCACUACACAUGGAUGAGAGUCUGGACGCCGGGUGUCUCGUACGCGUCUUCUGGCCAAAGACCAAGUGUGCUCUGCUUCGAGACGACCUGGUGCUUGUAGACAGCCCAGGGACAGAUGUCACGUCACAACUGGACAGCUGGAUUGACAAGUUUUGCCUGGAUGCUGAUGUCUUCGUGCUGGUGGCCAACUCUGAAUCCACUCUCAUGAACACGGAAAAGCACUUUUUUCACAAAGUGAACGAACGUCUGUCAAAACCAAACAUCUUCAUCCUCAACAACCGCUGGGACGCCUCAGCAAACGAACCAGAAUACAUGGAGGAUGUGAGAAAGCAGCACACAGACCGUUGUGUCAACUUCCUGGUAGAAGAGUUGAAGGUCGUGGACCGUGAGCAGGCACCCAACCGUAUUUUCUUUGUCUCUGCCAAAGAGGUGCUCAACUCUCGCAUGCAACGUGCGCAGGGCAUGCCCGAAACAGGUGGAGCUCUGGCUGAGGGCUUCCAGGAGAGACUGAAGGAGUUCCAGAGCUUUGAGAGGAGGUUUGAGGAGUGUAUCUCGCAGUCAGCAGUGAAAACAAAGUUUGAGCAGCACACUAUCAGGGCCAAGCAGAUCACAGAAAAAGUCCAGAACAUCAUGGAUGCCAUCAACAUUGAAGCAGCGGAGAAGAGAGUGGCAGCAAUGGAGGACAGAGAGUAUCAGAUGGACCGGCUGGAGUUUGUCAAGAAUCAGCUCAACUUGCUGAUUGAUGACAUCAAGAAAAAGAUCAAAGCCAUAAGUGAAGACGUGGAGUCCAAGGUGUCCAGCGCAAUGGGAGAGGAGAUCUGUCGUCUCAACGUAAUUGUUGAUGAGUUCCACGCUGACUUCCACCCUUCGCAUCAUGUCCUCAAGAUCUACAAGUCUGGGCUGCUUGCUCAUGUGGAGGAGGGGAUGGGGAAGAACCUGGCCUUCCGCUGCUCAGAUGCCGUCAAUGCUUCUGUCCAGUCCUCUCAGACAUACAUGAUCGAGAGCAUGCUCCCUCUGCUUCCCUCUGCGGUCCAGAGUCAAGUCCACAUGCUUGUACCCAGCAGGAAGUUUGACCUGAGUUACGACCUAAACUGCGCCACGCUCUGCAGUGACUUCCAGGAGAACAUUGAGUUUCAGUUCUCGUUGGGCUGGACAGCGCUAGUCCACCGCUACCUGGGAUCUGUCAACGCACAGAGAGCACUCAGACUGAUGGACCAGAACUUCCAGGCUUCUCGGCCAGCGCUGCCCCUGGCCCGUACACCCUCCUCAGGACCCCCCUCCACCAUAUCUCAACCCAACAACGAGACUGCCCUCAUGACCCAGGAGGACCUCAUGGUGGCCAUGGCAGCCAACGUGGCUUCCCUCACUUCCCGGACAUCCAUGAGCGUUAUCAUUGUCGGAGGAGUGGUGUGGAGAACAGUUGGCUGGAGACUGAUUGCCCUGUCGGCCUCGUUGUACGGCUUGUUGUACCUGUACGAGAGACUCACCUGGACCACAAAGGCAAAGGAACGCACUCUGAAGCGCCAGUUUGUAGACUACGCAACCGAAAAGCUGCAGCUCAUCGUCAGCUUCACUAGUAGUAACUGCAGCCACCAGGUCCAACAGGAGAUGGCUACGACCUUUGCUCGGCUCUGUCAGCAGGUGGACCAGACCCAGAAAGAGCUGGAGGCAGAAAUCCGCCAACUGACAGCCAAGAUAGAUCAGCUGGAGACAGUCCAGAGCCACUCCAAGAGCCUGCGACAUAAAGCCACAGAGCUGGAGAAGCAGUUGGAGGCAUUCACAAACCAGUACCUGCAGCCUCAGCAGUGAAGAUGCUCCUCUUCAUCGCUCCAGACGUUGUUUCACGUUUCAGAUUCAGAUCAGACUUUGUUUCACGUUGGGCGAGUCAUUCCUCAGCCUGGCGCCACCUCACCACGCAAGGUCCUCCUCAUCACCCACACUACACCACACUGUUUUGUGUGGGCAGUAGUGCUGAAAAGAUUUGUCAGUAAUCGAUUAGUCUAUCAACAGAAAUCCAGUGGCUGUUUUGAUAAUGAAAUGUUCAGUGAUAAAUCAGGCAAAAACACCAAACUUUUACAGCUUUUCAGAUGUGAAUAUUUGGUCCUUAUUGUUUAAUUUGUUUGUUCAUUUUUUGACAUUUUGUACAAUAAUCGAUUAAUCAAAAAACAACAAAAUUAUUGAUAAUGAAAAUAAUCUAGUUUCACUCUUUGUGGACAGAGAGUGAAGGCCCAGACAUGACAGUAUUAUCCCCACCAACCCAGCCAGGCGCUUCAGGUGUUAGAGGAACAGCAGUGAAUAAACUGUAAAACAAAACUGCCUGUAAUAAAUAAGACUUGGACUCAUGGUGCACAAAGAUGCUCCACAAAGAAGCAACAGUAUCUCAGUCGGCAUGAAGGCUAGCUAUCAGUCAGGUGCUGUGUUUUGACAGUAACAUGCUCAUAACUGUGAAUAUGCCUUUUUUUGACUAACUUUUGUGGAGCAGAUGAAGUUUGUGUUUGUAAGAUUGUACAUUGUAUCUGUUCAGGCACAUGCACACUACUGUUGCUAUGUACUUGAAGCAACAAAAAUAAAUCUAUUUAAUAAAGAAAGAAAACAUUUGUUUUUCUGAAUUAGAAGGGCGUAGUAAAGUACAUUCACUGAGAGAAAUCGUUUGCAAAGCAUGUCUUUAAAAUGCUGUAGGUUCUUGUUCUAUUUUCUAACAACCCAAACUGUAUAAAUAAAAGCCUUUGGAAAUCCUCCUAUAUUUUAUAAUAUCCUAUUUUAUUUAUACCCAUUAGACUUAUAAUGAGUAUUACAGAAGUCUGCACUUUGUAAAACUGUCCUCUUUUUUCUGUAAUGUAUGUUGAAAUACCUCCAGACUUGUCAGACAACAUUAAAUCUGCCACAAUUUAAAAAUAACACUUUUGUGUGUUUGUUUGAAAAACUUUCAGAACUGUGUGUUAUGACCACUGUUGGUACUU
Molecule: messenger RNA, 3582 nt
Organism: Toxotes jaculatrix (banded archerfish)
Lineage: Eukaryota; Metazoa; Chordata; Actinopteri; Toxotidae
Gene: mfn1b
Product: mitofusin 1b
Exons: 18
Coding region: 155-2431 (758 amino acids)
Biological process (GO): mitochondrion localization; mitochondrial fusion
Cellular component (GO): mitochondrial outer membrane
Molecular function (GO): GTPase activity; GTP binding
Source: RefSeq, a predicted model, not a curated record